AUGGCAGCAUCAUCUUCCGCAGACGUAUUUGCAUACAUUGUUGCAAUCUUUAUUCCUCCUCUAGCCGUCUUCCUCAAGGUUGCAUGUGGAGUCGAUUUUCUUAUUAAUAUCUGCUUGACCAUCCUUGGUUGGAUUCCAGGUGUUAUCCAUGCCUGGUAUGUUAUUUCAAAGCAUGAUCCAGCGAGAUAUGCUCCAUAA
Molecule: messenger RNA, 198 nt
Organism: Sclerotinia sclerotiorum 1980 UF-70
Lineage: Eukaryota; Fungi; Ascomycota; Leotiomycetes; Helotiales; Sclerotiniaceae
Exons: 3
Coding region: 1-198 (65 amino acids)
Cellular component (GO): membrane
Source: RefSeq, a predicted model, not a curated record